Molecule: messenger RNA, 3116 nt
Organism: Limulus polyphemus (Atlantic horseshoe crab)
Lineage: Eukaryota; Metazoa; Arthropoda; Merostomata; Xiphosura; Limulidae
Gene: Ufl1
Product: E3 UFM1-protein ligase 1-like
Exons: 17
Coding region: 49-2379 (776 amino acids)
Biological process (GO): protein K69-linked ufmylation; response to endoplasmic reticulum stress; regulation of proteasomal ubiquitin-dependent protein catabolic process
Cellular component (GO): endoplasmic reticulum membrane
Molecular function (GO): UFM1 ligase activity
Source: RefSeq, a predicted model, not a curated record
UAAAACAUUGAGACUUCGCGACAUCUAGUGAAGUUGUUUUAGGUUAACAUGGCAUCAGCUUGGGAAGAGGUGAAACGUCUUGCAGCAGAUUUUCAAAGAGCUCAGCUAACUUCUUCAGUCCAAAGGUUGUCUGAAAGAAACUGUGUAGAGAUUGUGAAGAAGCUACUGGAGCAGAAAUUAAUUGAAGUAAUCUUCACAGUUGAUGGCAAGGAGUAUAUUACACCAAAGCAUCUGGUGAAGGAGAUUAAGGAUGAACUGAUUGUUCAUGGAGGAAGGAUCUACUUGGUUGAACUUGCACAGUUGCUUUCUGUGGACUUCAGUCACAUUGAAGCUAAAGCUAGUGAACUUGCCAAAGCAGAGCAAGGAAUAAAACUUGUUCUUGGUCAAUUAAUUAACAGUGAUUAUCUUAAUCACUUGGCAGAAGAAAUUGAUGAGAAACUACAGCAGUCAGGCCAGAUUACUAUAGGAGAGCUAACUAAAGUUUAUGAUUUACCUGCAGAUUUUUUGGAAGAGGAGGUGAAAUUAAGAUUGGGGACCAUCAUUCAUGGACAAGCUGACCUGUAUGAUCCCAGGACAAUUUUUACAGAAGCUUAUAUAACCCAACAUAAAUAUCAUAUUCGUGGAGUCUUAUCAGCUGUUACCAGGCCCAUUCAACUAACAAACUUCAUCAAUCAGUAUGGAUUUCCAGAAAGAUUGUUUCACUCGGUAAUUGAAGAGCUGAUACAAGACAACCGAUUAACAGGAAGUGUGUCAGGUGGCCGUACUGAAAGAUCAUCUUAUAUUCCUAGUAUUUAUGCCAAAUCUCAGAAUGAAUGGGUUGAUUCAUUCUACACACAGAAUGGAUACUUAGAAUAUGAUUCCCUAGUUCGACUUGGAAUUCAGGAUCCAAAGAACCACAUCAAAAAAAGAUACAAAGAUGAAUCGUUAAUGUUUUUGAGUUCUGGAUGUGUUGGUGGAGCUAUUGUAGAGCAGGUUGAGGCCGCAGUUGAUGAAGCUCUGACAUCAGGAUCUUGGGUUGAUGUUAUGCCACUGCUGCCAUCAGUUUUCACUGUGGAAGAUGUCCAGCAUAUCUUGAACUCUGUGUUAAAGGUUAAGAUCAAACAGAAUGCACCGAUCCAUACAUUUAUCCAUACAGUUGUCUUCAGUGAUCUGUUCUUUCAAAAAUGUCUUGAGCCUUUUAAUGCACUAAUGACAGAAAAAGCAAAAGAAGAUGUGGCUAAAGGUAAGUUCCUUUCAAAACUUCAAACAACAAGAAACUCGUCAGGGAAAGGAGAGAAACAAGAAAGUAAAACUAAAGAAGAACGAAGAAAAAAAGCUGCAGUUGGAAAAAGUGGAGGAGGUACUCAAGGCCGUGAGACUAAAACAAAGGCUGUGAAAAAGAAGUACAAACCUGGAGAAGAUUCAGAAUCUGAGGAAGAAUACAUAGGCUCUUCUCUUUCAAAGCAAGGAGAAUUGGAAUUUCUUACUGUUGUGGAAAUCGAAGAAAAAUUGGUUAGCUUGCCAAUACUACAUGAGUGUCCAGAAGAUUUGCUGUCUGAGCUGGCCCAGUAUAUUUAUAGGCCUCUCACUAAGAAAUACCAGGAGGAAGUUAAAUCUGCAUUUCUUUCCUCAACUGCUGCCUCUAGUUCCACAAGGAAGAAAACACAUGGAGAACUACAGGAUAAGUUGAACACAAUGUUUGGAGAAGUCCACAUGUUCUACAAAGGUGUAAAAGUAUUCCAGGAGGACAUUCAAAUCCAGCUUACUAAGCACUUGUUGAAAACAAUUUGCACUGAUAUGGUCAACACUGUGGUCAACUACUUGGCUAUAGAACACAGAAUGUAUGCUGAAAAGGAUGCAUCUAUUUCUUUAACAUCAGAGAACAGACUGAAGCUCAUCUCCAAGUUACCUGAGAACUUGAAAGAUCCCCUUCAAAAGCUUCAUAACUCAGUGGGAGGAAAGUCUGUAGAUGAUUUCCUGAUACAAAUGGAUAAUGUUCUUGGACCAGGUGUAUGUGACAUGGUGGCUAAAAAGAUGGAUAAAAAAAGAGAAAGACAACUCGUACAUACACAUCGACAGGAACUUAUUAGUCAACUUGCUGAAUGCUCAGAUCCAGCAUUAUGUCUUCACUUAGCUGUUCUUCUGAUUUUUCAAAUUCAAACUUCAUCCAUGCUACAUGCUUCUGGGAAGUUUGUUCCACAAAUCAUUUCAUUCUUACAACUUAAAAUUCCUGAGGAGGUGUACAAGGUACUGAUUGAUUGUCAAGAAAAUGUGGUCAAGCAGCUGACCAGAGGAAGUGAUGAUGAGAAAGAAGAAAUCCAAGCCAGACUGAAAGAACUCGUACCUAGAGUUAAAGAAGUAGCUACAACAUACAAGAGAGUUGCAGAAGGAAGUGCCUAAUACUGACAUGUUGCAGUUUUUGUAGAUAUAAAUACAUAUGUAAUGGUUUAUAUUGUAGAAAGCAUGUUUGGUGUGUCUUCAAUAAUAAUCGUCUAUUUUUUACUUUCUGUAACUGCUUCUUAGAGCAAGUUAGUUUAACUGUGCAAGUUCAUUAUGUGAGGUUGUUGGGGUCAUUUAUACCACUUUUUUUUAUUAGAAAAAACAUUUAAACUCUAUGGUGACAGAAACUUAUGGUUUAUGCUUAACUUUUAAAACCUAGUGUAUGCAAUGGGUAGAGAAUUGCAAUUCCUUUAUCCUCCAUAUAGCCUUUUCAGCACUUUCAUAAACAUAUUGAAAGUGCUUAACAGUAUGUACAAAAAAUAACUUUUACAUAAAAAAUUAAAUAAAAGAAUUAAAUAAUUCUUGGGUUAUUUUUGGUAAGGCAUGAUUUUUGUUACUUAGUACCAAAACUUACAAAUUCUUAAAAAAUAAAGUGUUCUUAAAUAUCUGGAUAAUGUUUUUUUUAUAUGUAAAUGGAAUCAGUAAAUUAGAGAGAUGAUCAACAAGUGUGUAGGUGACAAAAAUGUAACCAGAACAAACCAUAUAUGAUGGAUUUAGAUCAGUAUAAGACACAAGAAACUCUCAAGUUAACUUUUCUAUUUAUUUGUAUGCUAAAAAAAAAGAUUGAUAUAUAAGGUUGAAUAUGGUGUAAGAAAUAAAUUUAGGUUUGGCUUAUAUAAAAAGUGUGCAAUGAAAGA